Molecule: messenger RNA, 1858 nt
Organism: Sebastes umbrosus (honeycomb rockfish)
Lineage: Eukaryota; Metazoa; Chordata; Actinopteri; Perciformes; Sebastidae
Gene: tbc1d7
Product: TBC1 domain family, member 7
Exons: 8
Coding region: 279-1163 (294 amino acids)
Biological process (GO): activation of GTPase activity; negative regulation of TOR signaling
Molecular function (GO): GTPase activator activity
Source: RefSeq, a predicted model, not a curated record
AGAAGAAGAAGAACAACAACAUAACGCAGUGCUACCAGGAAGUGUUUCAGUAACAUCCGGUAUCUAUGGUGGUUGACAUGUAGCUCGUAGCUAGGAUACCGAAACGUAACAUGUUUAGAAAUGUGCUCUUUGUCAGCAGAGCUGCGGAAAUGUCCACCUAAAUGCCCUUUGCCCGGUGGUCUCUCCUUUAAUGUUUGAGUUACUGACGCGUCGUGCUCGUUAACGAACGCCGUUCAGUCUGCAACACACCUGUACCAGGUGUCACUGGACUGCCAGGUAUGGCUGACGACCCUCAGAGAAACUUCCGCUCUGCGUAUUAUGAGAAAGUGGGCUUCAGAGGAGUGGAGGAGAAGAAAUCACUGGAAAUACUGCUCAAGGAUAAUCCUCUGGAUCUAGAAAAGCUGAGCACCUUCAGUCAGAGGUUCCCCCUCCCCUCUAUGUACAGGAUCCAUGUGUGGAAGGUAUUGUUGGGAAUCCUCCCUCCCCACUGUGACUCUCACGCUCUGGUUGGAGGCUACAGAAAAGAGCAGUACCGGGACAUCCUGGAGGCUUUGGAGGUGAUGAGAUACAUCAACUCUUCCACACCCUAUACCCACAUUUACCUGCGCAUGUUCCAGCUGGAGAGCCAGGUGCUCCCACGUUGCUCCGAGAUCUCAGCCCCGGAUGAAGAGAACGAGGACUUCCCCUCCAUCAGUCGAGCCAUGGAGGAGAUCGUAGAUGAUCCUGUCGACUGCUAUUGGCUGAUCAAGUGUUUCGUCAAUCAGUUCCACACAAAGUUUGGAGACUCCGUACCUCACCUUCCGAAGAGCCUGGAGCAUUUUCUGAGUCAGGAGGAACCUCGACUGCUGAACCAUCUGAAGAGCACCGGAGCCCUGGCUCAGCUGCCCUACGGCCUCUGGUUCAGACGCUGCUUUGCUGGCUGCCUGCCCGAAUCCAGCCUGCAGAGGGUGUGGGACAAGGUGAUAAGUGGCUCCUGUAAGAUCCUGGUGUUUGUGGCCCUGGAGAUUCUGCUCAGCUACAAGAUCAUGUUGAUGGGAAUCACCCGGCCUGAAGGCGUGGUCAAGUUUCUGUGCAAUAUACCGCAGGAAAACACAGACGCCAUUGUGACUAAAGCCAUCGACUUGUGGCACAAAUAUUGCGGCACUCCAAUGCAUGCUGUAUAGCCACGUGGAGCUACACACACUCCAUGGUGCUUUCCCAGGAUGCACCAGGAUUGGCUCUCAACUCCACUGAGAGACUAACAGACUGUGGCGUUCAGUGUCAGUGGGGAUACGUCCCUGCACGACUGUACCGAAAACUCAUCACGGGCUACUUUCAACAAGGAGGACUUGGGAGCCAAUUUUCCCCGACGAAUAUGAUGAACUAUACGAACGCAUGAACACUGAAAACUGCUGCUAUACAGAGUGGAUGCACAAAAUCUGUUUGGAAAAAGGCAAGGAAAGCAUUAACUUAUUUUUUUAAUAAGUUUCUUUCUUUAAGAAACUGCAUACAUCAUAGAAGACUCACAAUAAAUUAAUACCCACAUGCAGUUUUUCUGCUUUACAAAAAAAACAUUUGAAAAGUGUCGUUACUUUCUUUGCUAUGUACAGGUCUUAUAAUUCUGAGAACAUUUUUCUCUCGAAACAUUUUAAAACCCUACAAGAGACAGUAAUAUUACCGACGCUUGUACAUACACACAGUCACUCAGACACAGUCAUAACACACAACAGAUCAACCAGUGCUCCCAAUAAUAUGGUAAAAACUGCCAAUUCAUGAACCUAAUAUGGACUGUAAACAAUAGAAAAAGGUGGCAGGGGUUUCCUCUUCUGUACCACCAAAGGUUUGUCUCAGACAAUAAAAAAAUUAAAUACAAAAAAAA